AUGGCAUUUUCGGAUUUCUUCUGGCAUGGCAUCGUCGCCAAGGUUGUGAUAACGGUUACUGUUCUUCUUGCCCCGAUCGCGGCAGAGACGAUAGAACUCGACUUCAGCAUUGGCUGGGUCACGGCCAACCCGGACGGACUUUAUGACCGCCCAACAAUAGGCGUUAACGGACAGUGGCCUAUUCCGCUGAUUGAGGCUACUGUUGGUGACCGUUUAAUUCUUCACGUCACCAAUGACCUCGGCAACGCCAGCACUAGCCUCCAUUUCCAUGGCCUUUUUCAAAAUGGAACAAAUCAUAUGGACGGCGCCACGGGGAUAGUCCAGUGCCCGAUCCCGCCAGGCGAAUCUUUUACUUAUGACUUCAAGUUUGACCAACCGGGAACCUACUGGUAUCACGCACACAAUGAUGGCCAAUAUCCCGAAGGUCUUCGUGGCCCUGUCAUCAUCCAUGACCCCGAGGGUCCAUAUGAGGGCGAAUAUGACGAAGAAUUGUUAAUUACCUUCUCCGACUGGUACCAUAGGUCGAUGAAGGAUCUCAUUGCCGAUUUUAUAAGCUUCAAGAAUCCAACUGGCGCGGAGCCGGUUCCGGAUUCGGCCCUGAUGAACGACACACAAAAUUUCCAGGUCAAGGUCCAGCCCGGAAAGACAUAUUUGAUCCACAUGGUCAACAUGGGCGCUUUUGCGGCCCAAUAUAUCUGGUUUGAAGGCCAUACGAUGCGCAUCGUCGAGGUAGACGGCGUGUGGACGGAGGCUGCCGAUGCGGAUAUGAUUUACAUGACGCCUGCCCAGCGGUACAGCGUCUUGCUAACGACUAAAAACGACACGAGCGAAAACUUUGCCAUAGUCGGCGCCAUGGAUCAGGAUCUCUUUGAUGUCCUACCCGAGGGUCUGAAUCCCAACGUUACCGGCUGGCUAGUGUACGAUGAAAGCAAGCCACUUCCUGAGCCCGCCUUGCUCGACAAACUAGACGCAUUUGACGAUGUUAAACUUGUCCCUACCGAUGGCGAGGAGCUGUUUGAGAAUGUGGAUUACUCUUUCCAGCUUGAUGUCAAGAUGGACAACCUUGGCGACGGGGCUAAUUACGCCUUCUUUAAUGAUCUCACCUAUGUCGGACCAAAGGUUCCUUCGCUGUACACCGCCCUCAGCGUGGGCUCGGGCAAUUCGACAAAUCCGUCCGUCUACGGCACAAACACUAUAUCCCAUGUUUUGGAGCACAAUCAGGUCAUCGAAAUCGUCUUGAACAAUGCGGAUCCCGGAAAACACCCAUUCCACCUCCACGGCCAUAACUUUCAGGUUGUUUACCGGUCAGAAGAAGAGGCUGGCGUGUUUAUCGACCAUGAGGGCAUCUCUCUUCCCAAGGUCCCCAUGCGCCGAGAUACUUUGUUUGUUCAGCCAAACGGGAAUUUCGUGAUCCGAUAUAGAUCUGACAAUCCGGGUGUCUGGCUCUUCCAUUGCCAUAUUGAGUGGCACAUGGUGCAAGGUUUGAUCGCAACCAUCAUUGAAGCUCCCGAGGCCAUCCAAGGCUUGGAGAUCCCCGAUGAUCAUCUCAGGGUUUGUAAGACAGCUGGUAUAGCGACCUCUGGGAAUGCCGCUGGAAACACUCAAGAUGUCUUUGACCUUGCAGGGGAGAACGCCCCCGUCCAUGCUCUCCCAGCCGGCUUCACAACUAAGGGUUACAUCGCUAUGGUGUUUAGUUGUGUUGCGGGUGUGUUGGGAAUAAUCGUCAUUUCUUGGUAUGGGGCCCUUGACUUGAAGACGAAAGAAGGAUAG
Parascedosporium putredinis is the source of this 1770-nucleotide messenger RNA. The record is from the annotation of a GenBank genome assembly. Lineage: Eukaryota; Fungi; Ascomycota; Sordariomycetes; Microascales; Microascaceae.